AUGGAGAAUAUUGAUACGGUUUGUGAGAAUCUCGAAAAGGCAUUUGCUGAGCAGAAGGAUGACUCAGUUACACUGGCAACUAUCAUUGAUAUGUAUGUGGUGCAAAUCAAUGAUGAAGGUAGUAACAAGGACAAGGAGCAAUUCUUAACCAAGUUACUUGAUCAACUAAGAGCUUCUCCAGAUAUUGUUGCAGAGAUUGGUUGGGAUUUACCCAGGGGGUUGCUCAAAUUCUACAACAAGAAGAAUAUUGAUGUAGAUGCUAAAUUGAAAUCUAACCCGAUUGUGGGUCUAGUCAUGCAGUGCUUUAGUGAAGUGGCAUUGUCUGGUAACCCAAAAGAAUGCCUACUUACUGGAUGUGAAAUUCUGUCAGAACUAACUACUAUCCAGAUUAAUGAACAAAUGUUAGAAGAUGAUAGUAAAGAAGAAGGAGACGUCACCAAGGAUGAAAAGAAGACCGAUGAGAAGGGAGAAUGGAUUCCAGAACCACCACAUAGAGAUCCUGUUGAAUUUUUCCUUUACUUAAAUUCUUACGUUCUUUUCGAAUUGAUUCAAACCGCUUUAAAGCGGAUUGCAAGUCUUUACCCAUCGAAAUUUUUAGGUAUGGCGGUAUCUGCCAUCUACAAAUUUGUUAGGAAUAAUAUCGAUGAAGUCUACAACACACCAUUCAUACUACGUCGUAUCUACACUUUUUGUAGGGGUUACAUCCCUCCUGAAAUACCCAAACAGUUAUUGGAAAAUACUAAAUUGGAGAAAAAAGAGUUGGAUAAGAUUACUGAAGAUGAAUCUAUUUUACAAGGUCAAUUGUUACGCAGCCUAUCCACUUUUGCAGUAGGUGAGUGUUUAAAGAAUAAAGCCUCUAGACUGGAUCUCGAAUAUUUCCAUCGUUUGAGAAACACUGAGUUCCAUUUGUCGGAAAAUGAUGAAGAAUUAGUCUUAAUCUCCAAAAGGUUUUAUCAGCUUAUGUUUUCAUUUGAUUUAGAUGUCAAGGAACAAUUUCUAUCUUUCAUUGAAGAGACAAAGGGUAUCUAUAAGGCUUUACCCCCUGAUUCGGAGAUUCCAAACGAUGAAGCUAGACGUGCCAUUGGCCAAGUUGUGUACCAAUUAUCAUACACAUACCAAUUGCAGAAAUUGACCAAAUUGAAACAUUUAGAGUUGAACUCUAAUGGUAUAUUCAUUUUGUCAGGUCUUCACUACCAGGAAACUCAAAAACAUUUGUAUCCUGAAAUCAGUAUUAAAGAUACAGUUCUUCUGUACAUCAGAUGUGCUACGCCUUCAUUGUUUUCUAGUACUUAUACAAACCUGUAUGCCGAAGGCACUGCUAGAUACUGGGUUUGGGUUGCCAUCACUAAUAACAAGGUCCAGAAGUUGAGAGAGGAGUUGUCGGAAUUACCAUCUUAUAUUAGAACUGUAUUCCUACAGAUGGUUUUGAUGCAAAGUUGCAACCAGCCAAAUGAAGAGGCUAGAAUGAUAUCAUUUACCCUCCUAACACGUAUUAUGUGUUUAAUGCCUGAGGAUACAUCGUUUGAAUUUGUUCUGGAUACUUUGUUAACAUGCCCCUUCACUCAUGCUAAGAUCGCCGUGCUGGGUAUUUUGAAAGAUCUCAUGUUGAGAAACUGCCAAAACAAGCAAAGUCUAGAGGAACAAUUUUCCAAUAUGAACUUAACAUCCAAAGAUUCCGAUAAAAGAAGUACUUCUACAUCACCCCCAUCUUUACCUCCAAGAGCUUACAUUGACAUCAAUGAAGACAGAAUGGCAUCCAUUCACAGUGCUGCAAUGAUGACAUUUCAAGACCAAAAAGCAAAGGGAAAAGAUAAGCAUAUCUUGAUAUUGAAUUUUUUGAACUUCUUCAAUGGUUUAAGCCAAAAAUGGGAUAAGAAUUUAUUGCAAGCGGUACACAAAGAGGUGGCUCUUCAAUAUAAUGAGAAGACUAAGGAAGAUGUUCCAGAAGUAGGAUUCAUCAAGAUCGCAAAUGAAACUUUGGGAAAACAUUUAUGA
Zygosaccharomyces rouxii is the source of this 1995-nucleotide messenger RNA. RefSeq lists its product as uncharacterized. NCBI's taxonomy places the organism in Eukaryota, Fungi, Ascomycota, Saccharomycetes, Saccharomycetales, Saccharomycetaceae. The record is from RefSeq and is a predicted model, not a curated record. The transcript has a single exon. Gene Ontology annotation, cellular component: cytoplasm. The coding region runs from base 1 to 1995 and encodes 664 amino acids. Gene Ontology annotation, biological process: cellular response to oxidative stress.